Stegastes partitus (bicolor damselfish) is the source of this 1410-nucleotide messenger RNA. Its product is annotated as b(0,+)-type amino acid transporter 1. NCBI's taxonomy places the organism in Eukaryota, Metazoa, Chordata, Actinopteri, Pomacentridae. Bases 4 to 1410 code for a protein of 468 amino acids. The record is from RefSeq and is a predicted model, not a curated record. The transcript is spliced from 6 exons. Gene Ontology annotation, molecular function: L-amino acid transmembrane transporter activity. Gene Ontology annotation, cellular component: membrane. Gene Ontology annotation, biological process: amino acid transmembrane transport.
ACGAUGGACGACGAGCCGCAGAAGCUCAGCCUGAAGCGAGAAGUAGGGCUGGUGGGAGCCGUGUCCCUCAUUGGAGGGACGAUGAUUGGAUCUGGGAUCUUCAUGUCCCCGCAGACGGUGCUCUCCACCAUCGGCAGCCCUGGAGCCAGCCUGGUGGUGUGGGCGUGCUGUGGAGUGCUGGUGAUACUGGCGUCUUUCUGCUAUGCUGAGCUGGGCACCGUUAUACGUGAAUCGGGGGGAGAGUACAUCUACAUCCUCAGGACUUCAGGUCCAGUCGUCGCCUUCAUGCUAAUCUUCAGCUCGGUGUUGUUUGUGAGACCUGCCGGCAUUGCAGGCAUCUCGCUGAGUUUUGCUCAGUAUGUCGUGGCUCCUUUCUACGAAGGCUGCUCUCCUCCGGUGCUAGUGGUGAAGUGCGUGGCUGCAGCUGCUAUCUUGGUACUGGGCACCGUGAACUGCCUAAAUGUUCGCUUUUCAAUGUCAGUCCAAGUGUUUUUUAUGGUGGCUAAGGUUCUGGCCCUGGCAGUCAUCAUAAUAGGAGGCCUGGUGAUGCUGAUCAGAGGGCACACUGAAAGCUUUGAAGACUCCUUUGAGAACACUAAUGUGGGCAUCCAUCCAAUUGGCAUUGCUUUCUACCAGGGACUGUGGUCAUAUGAUGGCUGGAACAAUCUGAAUUAUGUGACUGAAGAGUUGAAACGUCCAGAGGUGAAUCUUCCCAGGGCGGUGAUAAUAGCCAUUUCUCUGGUAACUGGCUUGUAUCUGCUGGUGAACGUGAGUUAUCUGACGGUAAUGACGCCUGCAGAGCUCAUGUCCUCCAAUGCGGUUGCAGUUACCUGGGGGAAUAAGGUGUUGGGCAGCUGGGGAUGGAUCAUGUCUGUGGCUGCAGCCUUGUCUGCUUUUGGUUCAUUAAAUGGGACGUUCUUCAGUGGAGGCCGUGUAUGCUUUGUUGCUGCCAGGGAAGGACACAUGCCAGAUAUUCUGGCCAUGGCUCAUGUCCGCAGAUUGACUCCAUCUCCAGCGUUGAUCUUCACCACUGUGGUCUCUCUAGUGGUGCUCAUGGCUGGAGACUUUCAGAGUAUCAUCAACUACUUCAGUUUCACUGCCUGGUUUUUCUAUGGCAUCACCCUGUCUGGACUAAUCUAUCUCAAAAUCAAGAAACCAGACCUUCCCAGACCCUACAAGGUUCCCAUCAUCCUCCCUAUACUGGUCCUCCUUGCGGCAAUAUUCCUUGUGCUGGCACCCAUCAUCGACAAUCCUCAGAUUGAAUAUCUCUAUGUGACUAUAUUUAUAUUAAGUGGCGUUAUAAUUUACAUACCCUUCAUCCAUUACAAGCUCUGCCCAGGACUGUUGAACAAGUUAACAAUGUUCCUGCAGCUCUUCUUAGAAGUCGCCCCAGCAGAGAAAAACAUGUGA